AUGUCUUUCCAGCCGACGCAGAUUUUCGAAGAAGGCACCACAGAGGAGAAGGGUGAGAAUGCGCGUCUCGCCGCCUUUGUUGGUGCCAUUGCUGUUGGUGAUUUAGUGAAGAGCACCUUGGGCCCCAAAGGCAUGGACAAGAUCUUGCAGUCGGCCUCCACCGGCGACAUCAUGGUUACCAACGACGGUGCUACCAUCCUCAAAUCUAUUGCUCUCGAUAAUGCCGCCGCUAAGGUGCUGGUCAAUAUCUCCAAAGUCCAGGAUGACGAAGUCGGUGAUGGCACCACCUCGGUGGCUGUCUUGGCCGCUGAGCUACUCCGAGAGGCUGAGAAGCUGGUCGGCCAAAAGAUUCACCCCCAGACCAUCAUUGAAGGCUACCGGAUAGCCAGUCAAGCUGCUCUUAAAGCUCUCGAGGAGUCCGCCGUUGACCACAGCAAGAGCCCCGAGGCUUUCCGCAAGGACCUCGUUUCUAUCGCACGAACGACGCUGAGCUCCAAGGUUUUGGCUCAAGACAGAGACCACUUCGCCACCCUUGCCUGCGAUGCGGUUCUCCGGCUAAAGAAGUCAUCCGAUCUUAGCCACAUCCAAAUCAUUAAGAAGGCCGGUGGCAAGCUGAGUGAAUCGUACCUUGAUGAGGGUUUCAUUCUAGACAAGAAGAUUGGUGUCAACCAGCCCAAGAGGUUAGAAAAGGCCAAGAUUUUGGUUGCCAACACGUCCAUGGAUACCGACAAGGUCAAAAUCUUUGGUGCUAGAAUGAAGGUCGGGGCCACUAGCAAACUUGCCGAGCUCGAGAAGGCCGAAAAGGAUAAGAUGAAGGCCAAGGUCGACAAGAUCAAGUCCCACGGCAUCAACUGUUUCAUUAACCGCCAGCUCAUUUACAACUGGCCCGAGCAGCUCUUUACUGAUGCUGGUAUAAUGUCUAUUGAGCACGCCGACUUUGAUGGUAUUGAGCGUUUAGCCCUUGUCACUGGUGGUGAGAUUGCUUCGACCUUUGACCACCCCGAGCAGGUCAAGUUGGGCACGUGCGACUUAAUCGAGGAGGUCAUUAUUGGAGAGGACACUCUAAUCAAGUUCUCUGGCGUGUCAGCCGGAGAGGCUUGCACUAUCGUUCUGCGUGGUGCCACUGAACAGCUAUUGGACGAGGCUGAGCGAAGUCUGCACGAUGCUUUGGCCGUCUUGUCCCAGACUGUCAUUGAGCCUAGAACGACGCUGGGUGGCGGGUGUGCUGAGAUGGUCAUGGCCAAGGCUGUUGACGGUGCCGCCACUCGUGUUGAUGGCAAGAAGCAGUUGGCAGUGUCUAGCUUCGCCGUUGCCCUGAGGCAACUGCCAACGAUACUUGCCGAUAACGCCGGUCUCGACUCUGGUGAUCUUGUUUCAAGACUCCGAAAGACCAUUUACGAUGGGCUGACUACGUAUGGUCUGGAUCUUAUGAAGCCCGGCGGUGGCAUUGAAGACAUGCGGGAUCUUGGCGUUAUUGAGAGUUACAAGUUGAAGCGCGCGGUUGUAUCAUCAGCCAGUGAAGCAGCCGAGCUUCUCCUGCGAGUAGACGACAUCAUUCGAGCCGCGCCUCGACGGCGUGAGCGUAUGUAA
Metarhizium robertsii ARSEF 23 is the source of this 1590-nucleotide messenger RNA. Its product is annotated as T-complex protein 1 subunit beta. Gene Ontology annotation, cellular component: chaperonin-containing T-complex; cytosol. Lineage: Eukaryota; Fungi; Ascomycota; Sordariomycetes; Hypocreales; Clavicipitaceae. Gene Ontology annotation, molecular function: ATP hydrolysis activity; ATP-dependent protein folding chaperone; ATP binding. The transcript is spliced from 4 exons. The record is from RefSeq and is a predicted model, not a curated record. Gene Ontology annotation, biological process: protein folding. Bases 1 to 1590 code for a protein of 529 amino acids.